This is a messenger RNA of Megachile rotundata (alfalfa leafcutting bee), 1021 nucleotides long. Its product is annotated as lipopolysaccharide-induced tumor necrosis factor-alpha factor homolog. Lineage: Eukaryota; Metazoa; Arthropoda; Insecta; Hymenoptera; Megachilidae. The record is from RefSeq and is a predicted model, not a curated record. Gene Ontology annotation, molecular function: zinc ion binding.
AAAACUCAGUCUAUAGUUGAAUUCCACAUGCGAGACAUCAAGCAGUUAUCUCUACGUUGAUCGUCAACAGGUUACGUGUACAGUUGCUGUCAUUACACAAGGAAAUAAUCAAAUUUCGUAAUGUCGAAAGAAAUGCCGCAACCACCGCCACCUGGUUUUGCUCCAUCACCGCCACCUAGUUUUUCACCACCGCCACCGCCACCGCCUUAUCAUCCCGGACAGCCGAAUGUAGUCAUUGUAGGCACACAAUUUGGUCCGGAAUCGCAACGCUUAGUCUGCCCGUAUUGUCACGCACAAAUUACGACGUCGAUUGAAACAGAGGCAAAUACAAAAACUCAUCUGUUUGCAUUACUUCUUUGCGUGUUGGGAUUAUGGUGCUGUGCCCCGUGUCCGUAUUGUAUUGACUCAUGCAUGGUAAAGAAACACUACUGCCCCUCUUGCAAAGCAUACUUAGGACAAUCACAUAAUUAACUCCAUGAACAUUUAAGUAUUGUUGAUAUACAUAUAUAUGUGUAUAUGUAUUAAAACAUAUGUACUACAACAAGUUACUAUGUGAUGUACACAUAACUUAUGCAUUUGUUGCAUAUAAUUGACAAAAAACAUUUUAUACAUAUUUUGAUAUCAUUCACAGUAUUGAAUAUAGCUUUAUUGCACCAUACUGCAUUUAUCUUAAUGAUGUCAAACUAUUAAUCUUUAUCAUCUUUCUCAUUUCUUAUAGUAAGGAUUUAAGUUAAUGCUUUGCAACUUAUAUUAAGCUGUAUGUACUAAUAAGAAUUCGAGAAAUGUUUUAUGUCAGUACUAUACAAUUAAUUUUAUUAGCCAUAAAUCAGAAGUUUAGACAUAAUUGUUAUUAUUAAAGUAAAUACAUACACUGCUUAUAUUUUUUGUAUACAGUUUAUCAUAACAAGAUGAAAGUGCCUGGUUGUUUUCAAAACCAUCUGAAUAUGAAAAAUUAUGUAAUAAAAUAUGAAAUGUUCCUAUAGUUUAACAGUGAAGUUAAAAAUCAGUUAAUUAAUUUAUA